Hemibagrus wyckioides is the source of this 2585-nucleotide messenger RNA. It is a transcript of the gene tox2, whose product is annotated as TOX high mobility group box family member 2. The transcript is spliced from 10 exons. The coding region runs from base 305 to 1927 and encodes 540 amino acids. Gene Ontology annotation, molecular function: chromatin DNA binding. The record is from RefSeq and is a predicted model, not a curated record. Gene Ontology annotation, biological process: regulation of transcription by RNA polymerase II. Lineage: Eukaryota; Metazoa; Chordata; Actinopteri; Siluriformes; Bagridae. Gene Ontology annotation, cellular component: nucleus.
CUCAGACAUAAUUGAGCGGCUGAUGUGUUUUUCGUGCUGAAGUGAAAAACCGCGAACGGAUGUGAGGAAAAGAGCGCCUGGAGAGAGAGAGAGAGAGAGAGAGAGAGAGAGAGAGACUCAACCCCUUUUUUUCUUCUUUCAAUCGUUCUGUUUCUUUUUUGUUUGGGUUAACAAUAGAGCAAGCGCGCCCGAGAGAGAGAGAGAGAGAGAGAGAGAGAGAGAGAGAGAGAGAGAGAGAGAGAGAGAGAGACUGACUCGUAGACGCUGAACCUGUUUUCAUGCCUUCAGUGGAGCGGAGCGGGCGAUGGAUGUGAGAUUUUAUCCUGCACCCCCUUCGAGCGUGGGCUCCUGCACGUUAUCCACCGACUCCAGCCUCGCCUCUCUGGACUAUUACCACUGCAACAAGAACAGAUACAGUGUAGGAGAUCGUGCUAGGCUGUACAGCGGUUUGCCCGUGAGGCCCAACCCUGACGGGAAAAGACUGCCCUCUUCAGGGUUUGAUGGUGAAAACAUGUACAUGAAUGAAAAUAACCAAGAGUUCCUUUCCCCAAGUCAGCAGAACUACUCUGGGCAGGGAGGAGGCAGUGGGAACGGAGGAGGUGGUGGCGACGAGGAUUAUGAGAUUCCUCCUAUAACUCCACCAAACCACCCCGAGCCUCCACUUCUGCAUCUGAUGGAUCCAGAGUCCAGCUAUUUGUGUCACUCCCUGCCCCAUAAUGGCCUGAUCAACCCGUACUCAUACCCCGAGCUGCCCGCACUCAUGAUGUCCAACAUGCUUGGACAGGACGGUCACCUGCUCUCAAGCCAAAUGCCAUCGAUGCAGGCUCUGGCCGGGUCAGACAGCGGGCACUACCCCCGUGCCCACCAUGCCCCCAAGCUAAACACUCCUCCUUCGAUACUGCCCCAUCCCAUGAGCGCUCUCUCCCAACUCAGCUCUCGGAUUGGCUCCUUUACCUACGCUUCCCCUUCGUCCGUGGGAAGUCAGUCAGCCACGCCCUCCCCUUCGAACUCCACCCAGGAAGAGGAAGCAGAUUACCACGCAAAGAUCACAGGGGAGAAAAGACCCUCCUCAGACAUGAUGAAGCCCAAACCCAAACCUCAGAAAAAGAAGAAGAAGAAGGAUCCCAAUGAGCCUCAGAAGCCCGUCUCAGCCUACGCCCUCUUCUUCCGGGACACUCAGGCGGCCAUUAAAGGGCAGAACCCCAAUGCGACGUUUGGAGAUGUCUCUAAGAUUGUGGCUUCUAUGUGGGACAGUUUGGGAGAGGAGCAGAAACAGGGGUAUAAGAGAAAAACAGAAGCGGCUAAGAAGGAGUACCUGAAGGCCCUGGCAGCGUACCGAGCCAGCCUGGUUUCCAAGACCUACAAUGACCCAGUGGAGAAUAAAAGUGCCCAGUCGAGCCAGCCCUCAUCCCACAUGAUGCCCCCUAACCCCCCGCUGUACAGUGUGCCCCCUCAGCCUUCCUCUCCUUAUUUGGGUCCGAGUCCCUUCCCUCUAUCUGACCUACAGAGUUACGCGGCGUCCGGAGCUCCUCGGCACGCGCUGCCCCGCUCGGCCAUGCUGCCCGCACUCAGUGCCUCCCCUCCGGCUUCAUUCCAAAUCAGCCCCCCUCUCCACCAGCAGCUCUCCCUGCACCAGGGCUCUCUCCUUAAUCAGCCAAUCCGCAUGCAGCAGGUCCAGUCACAGCCAAUCAUCUCUCACCAGAUGGGCCUCCAGGCCUCACUCCAUUCCCCGGCCCCAGGCCAGCAGGGCUUCUCUCACUUACAGUCAGAAUAUCAGAAGACUGUGGGAGGCUCUCAGUCUCCUGGAGCUCCAAACCCAGUGGGACAGAACCCUGACUGGGACAGUGAGUACUGCAAUCGGGAGUGUGGAGGAAACCACUGCAGUGGCAGCAUGAUAGGCAGGGACAAGCCACUCUACCUCACUUGAAGUGAAUGGAGAAGAAACAAAAAGACGAUGUGUGACAAAAAAAAAGUGAUGAAACAACACCAGGGAGUACCCUACACCUCUCCACCCUUUCCCCCGUCACCUUCUGUUUUUACUCAGUGUCAUUUUCAUUCAUUUUUAGAAGGAUGUGUACGCGUGUUCUGAAGACUACUAGUGAUCCUCUCAUUUUUUGCCAAGCACUUAAAAUGUACAGGCCUCCCACUGGAGACCUUCCAGAGCACUCUUACUUUCUCUGAAUUAAAAAAAAACAAAAAAAACCUUAGAUAUAUUAAAGGAAAAAAUAAACAAACUACCAUAAAACUGGCCCUCAGGGCAAACAAGCUUUAAUUAAAAUAGAGGAAAGCUUUCCUCUUCUUGAUUACUUUCUCAUGCCCUUGUUUUGUUCUUUUAUUUAUUUUUUUGCUUGCUACAUUAUUUUGUUUUUGCCAAUAACAGGUCCUGUACUGUAGAGAAAUACUCUUAUGAUGAAGUCAUUAAAGACCAACAUCUUACUGUAGGUCCAUCUGAUGCUCUGUGAAUUUUGAAAAGAUAUUAGUAAGGUCAGAAAAGAAAAGAGAAAAAAAAGAAACAGGUGAAUAGAUAAAUACAUUUAACAACUUUUUUUUUUUGUUUUGUUUUUGUUUUUGUAACUUUAAAGACC